This is a messenger RNA of Silurus meridionalis, 1868 nucleotides long. RefSeq names its product peptidylprolyl isomerase (cyclophilin)-like 4 (gene ppil4). The transcript is spliced from 13 exons. Bases 70 to 1449 code for a protein of 459 amino acids. Lineage: Eukaryota; Metazoa; Chordata; Actinopteri; Siluriformes; Siluridae. Gene Ontology annotation, molecular function: RNA binding; peptidyl-prolyl cis-trans isomerase activity. Gene Ontology annotation, biological process: protein peptidyl-prolyl isomerization. The record is from RefSeq and is a predicted model, not a curated record. Gene Ontology annotation, cellular component: nucleus.
CGCGAUUCCACUGUCGGAAACGCGCUUUGGGCGCGCAUGCGCAUUCCGGUGAACCAAUUUUGAACCAGAAUGGCGGUGUUGCUAGAAACCACAUUAGGCGACAUUGUAGUGGAUUUAUACACCGAGGAACGACCUAAAGCCUGCUUGAAUUUCCUGAAGCUGUGUAAAAUCAAGUACUACAACUACUGCCUUGUUCACAAUGUCCAGAGAGAUUUUAUCUUCCAGACUGGUGACCCUACAGGCACUGGCCGCGGAGGAGAAUCCGUGUUCUGCAAGCUGUAUGGUGAUCAGGCCCGCUUCUUCGAUGCAGAGAAAGCACCCCGGAUCAAGCACAAGAAGAAAGGCACCGUGUCCAUGGUGAACAAUGGCAACGAACAGCACGGCUCCCAGUUCCUGAUCACUACCGGAGAGAACCUGGACUACCUGGACGGCGCUCACACCGUGUUCGGGGAGGUCACCGAGGGCAUGGAGGUCUUGGCCAAAAUCAACGAGGCGUUCGUCGACAAGGACUUCAUUCCUUACCAGGACAUCAGAAUAAAUCACACGGUCAUCCUGGAAGACCCGUUUGAUGAUCCGCCGGGCCUGCCGGUGCCAGACCGAUCCCCCGAGCCCACUAAAGAACAGCUGGAUAGCGGCCGUAUAGGAGCUGAUGAAUCGAUAGAUGAUGCUGAAGGGAAGAAUGCAGAAGAGCUGGAUGAGCUGAUAAAAGAGAAAGAAGCAAAGACACAAGCCAUCCUGCUGGAGAUGGUGGGUGAUCUUCCUGAAGCAGACAUCAAACCCCCGGAGAACGUGCUGUUUGUGUGCAAGCUGAACCCUGUCACCACAGAUGAGGACCUGGAGAUCAUCUUCUCUCGCUUCGGCCAAAUCCAGUGCUGUGAGAUCAUCAGGGACUGGAAGACGGGCGAGUCUCUGUGCUACGCGUUCAUAGAGUUUGAGAAGGUGGAGGACUGCGAGAAAGCCUACUUCAAGAUGGACAACGUGCUGAUCGAUGACCGACGCAUCCACGUGGACUUCAGCCAGUCGGUGUCCAAGAUCAAAUGGAAGGGGAAAGGUGGGAAGUACACCAAAGAAGAUUUCAAGGCCUACGAGAAAGACCAGGACAACAAAUCCAAACUGGCUCUGAAAGACAAAAUCAAACCCAAGCAAGACUCUCGUUACGAUCUCCUUCUGGACGACGACGAGCAGGACGCCGGGCAGAGGAGCGACAGGGCGCAGCAGGAGAAGAGGAGGCGAUCGGACGAAGACGACCGGAGGACGAAGUCGUCGAAGGAUGUUGAGCAGAGUCGGAGUGAGCAGAAAGGAAAACGAUCCCGCUCGCGCUCCAGAGACCGGGAAAAGGACAGAUACAGGGACAGUCACCAUAAACAUGGUAAACACAAGCAGAAAAGCCACAAACGUGAUCGCAGUCCGAAGAGGUCGAAGGAUAAAGAGCACAGCCGACAUCGCUGAAAGAAAAAAAAAAAAAAACGCUCGGAAUUAUGGGAUGUAGACGUAUAGGCAUGUCUAAUCACCAUCACAGACCAACUCUUGUGUUUGACUUUUUGUUACUAAAUGGAAUUUAUUAAACGUCAACACACAUCUAAAUAAACGCCGUGCACCCAGAGGGGUGGCGCAUUUUUUUUUUGGUAUAAAUCCAAUUUACUAUUUAAUACUAAAAAAAUUGUUCAUAAACUUUAAAUGUUAAAUAGGAUUUGUGUCAUUAACCCACUACUGCCAUCUGUAGGUCAGAAUUAAAAAUACAUGUUCUUUACUCUCAUGAGAGGUACUGAGAAUUAAAUGCCUGUUAAAACACCCCACUGUUCAAUUGGUGUGUUUGGGAGAUGUGUGAAACUGUUAAUUGUGCACAAAUUAAACACUGUAUGAAUCAA